Messenger RNA from Arachis duranensis, 423 nucleotides. RefSeq lists its product as uncharacterized. The transcript is spliced from 2 exons. The coding region runs from base 1 to 423 and encodes 140 amino acids. NCBI's taxonomy places the organism in Eukaryota, Viridiplantae, Streptophyta, Magnoliopsida, Fabales, Fabaceae. The record is from RefSeq and is a predicted model, not a curated record.
AUGCAGCAGAGAUCUUCAAGCUCGAGCUCGCGCUUCACGGGCGACGAACACAGAGCCAUCAACAUCGCCGCAGAACAGCAGCAGAAUCAGCACACCAAGCGCCGAAAGACCACUGAAGACAACGAAUUCCUUGACGGCCUCCCGAUCUACCACCUCCGCACCGCAGCUCCCGUCCGGAGGGAUUUCUCCAGUCGCUCGUCGCGCUUGCCGCCGGAGAAAUGGAUCCAUGCUAUCCCCGCGCUCGUUCUGCUCUGCCUCUUCACUCUCUGGUGGUUCUCUUUUCCAGUUGAUGUGGAGAUCAAUAAUGGUAGGAUUACAACCAUAAGGCAGAUCAACAUGCCGCUACCUAACGAUUCUCGUAUUGAUCUCACAAUACUCGCAGUUUCAACAGCAUCACCGAUUCCUUCAAUUCCUUCCCGGUAA